GUAGAAUUGAAAACAUAAAUUGUUGUGUUGGAAUAAUGCCUAUGAUUGUCAAGGCUUGAACGUGAUAUGUCGACAAAUGGUGAGAGGAAAUCAAGAAAAGAAAAAAUUGUUCGCCAAAAUGGGAACAACGACAGAAAAAGGGAUACUAAAUCUCAAAUUAAACAGUCUAAUAAGCUCGACAUGAAGGUGAAAACGAAAGGCAAGGAAAAGCGUGAAAAAUCCAAACAAAGAACUGUCCCUACUAUUGAUUCGGAAGACAAAACGUACGAUGCAGACAAGAAUGAAUUUAAGGAAACUAAAUUUCCGCCGCUUGAAUGGGAACAUUCACUUAUUGGUAGAAAUAAGAGAACAGUGAGUGAAUCGGGUGAGUUAGUUUGCAAAGAAGACCUACUUGCGGUUCCAUUCACAAGAGUGAGGCGGCACAGUUCAGCGUCCCCGGUUAGAUCAAUUGUUGAUCUGGACGAUAGCAGCGAUGACAUGAUUGAUAUUUCUGAAGAGAUCAGUAAGCGGCUGAGAGAGAUCUGCCAAAGGAGACGGUGUUCGGAAACAAGACAAAAGGACUUUGAAGAUAGACAAGAACAACUGGCAAAUCGUUGUAGAAAAUUGGAACGGCGAAGGAGUGAUCGAGUUGCAAAUUUCUUUGCUAAUAUAACAGAACAAAAUGACUCAAAAUGAUUUACAUAG
This is a messenger RNA of Owenia fusiformis, 684 nucleotides long. The record is from the annotation of a GenBank genome assembly. NCBI's taxonomy places the organism in Eukaryota, Metazoa, Annelida, Polychaeta, Sabellida, Oweniidae.